AUGUCCGGGGGCAAAGAUCGCCGAUCGCGGGCAAGCAAAACCCAGGGAUGGGAGGAGGCCGGGGGCGAGUUCUACCAGGAAAGCUAUCCCGCCGACCUGGAGGGUAUGCAGCGGGAUCCGUCGAAGAUAGCGACGCUGCUACCGUCGAAGCAAACGCGAAACGCUACGACCAGACGCGUCCGACCGGCCCAGGGACAGGACACCAAGGGAGGCACACGACGGAGGGCCAGCUUCUCUACGGUCGCCCGGCGCGGUUCGCAGUUUCACGAGAUGCAGGUGGCCACACUGCCCGAUCUUUCAGAGAACCUUAUCAACGAGGAACGGACAUGGGAGGAGAUACGGGAGAUCAAGUCGAUGCCGGUGCCGAUGGCCCAGAAACGGGAGAUGAAGGCACAACUGCAGAACGCAACGAAGCUCCGGCUGCAGGGAUUCGAGCAGAUAAAAUGGCGCCGACGGAAAGCGUGGCAAAGCUUUCGCUCCAAGUGGGGCGAGUACCAGACAAAGCUCGAGCUUUGGCGCAUGUCGCUCAAAACGAUCGAGGGCAACUUCGGGACGGGGGUCGUGGCCUACUUCCUCUUUCUGCGGUGGCUCGUGUUCCUCAACCUGCUCGUCUUCCUGCUGCUGUUUGCGUUCGUCGUGCUGCCCCACCUGGUCCUGCGGGAACCACGGGAUCUGCCGUGUGAUUCGCUCAACGAACCCGUCUCGGUGCAGUGCUGUUCGGAGGGCUACGAAAACGUGACCCGUGCGGCCCAGUUCUCGGUGCUCGAUCUUAUCCAGGGUACCGGCUUCAUGGAGGGCACGCUGCUCUUCUAUGGGAUGUACACGAACCAAAUCUACGGCUACAGCCCGUGGGAGGAUCGGGCGGAGCAAACGGCCCGAAGGGAGCGCCAACGGAUGGUCACUGGCAAUGGCAGCCAAGGGCUGGAUCGUACCGGUGAGGAGGAUGGCGAUGAUUCCGAUUCAACCUCCAGAACCGUCCUGUACUACGACCUGCCGCUGGUGUACGUGAUCAUCACCGCGAUCUGCUACGUCGUAGCGCUCGUGGCCAUCAUGCGGGCGGUCGUGCGCCAGUUUAAGGAUCGCAUAGCCGAGGGCGAAGGACUGUUCUACCAGUACUGCAACCUGGUGUUUGGCGGGUGGGACUUUUGCAUCCACAACCAGAAGUCGGCCGACAUCAAGCACAAGGCGCUGUACAACGAGAUCAAGUCGCUGCUGCACCAGAAGCGGUUCGAGUACGAGCGGAGCAAUCGGUCACGCGAUUUCAUGCUCAAACUGAUCGCCAUCCGGAUGCUGGUGAAUCUGUUCGUGUUCGUCAUACUGCUGCUGGCCGCCAUCACGAUCUACGUGCUGUUCAACGUGUCGCUGGCCGCCCUCGAGCCCAACUUUAUUCCCUCGCACCCGGUUAGCUUCGGUGAGGUCAGCAACCGGACGUACAGCUGGUCCAACUCGUGGUCCAUGUUCUCGUCGCAGCGGAGUGCCAUCUCGUUCACGAGCACCAUCACGCCGCUGCUCGGGGUGAGCGAGGGGAUGCUGGGCGGCGUGAACUCGACCGAGCCUACGAUCUCGCUGGAGGAAAAGCUGCGCGUACUGUUCUACGAGUUCCUGCCCUAUCUGGCGAUCGUGUGCAUGAACUUGGUCGUACCCCUGCUGUUCGGGUAUCUGGUGAAGUACGAGAAAUACUCUCCGCUGUUUGUCAUCAAGAUUAGCCUCUUCCGGACGGUGUUUCUGCGGUUAUCGUCGCUGGCGGUGCUGCUUAGUCGGUUCUACUUUCUCAUCACCCCGAUGAACGUGGCGCACAAGAUGAUCCUCAUAAAUGCGUCCUCCGAUCUGGUGGCAGCCAGCAGCGUGCCGGUGCCGGUGGUACCCUCCGAGACACUGUUGCCGCAGUUAAACGAAUCGUCUGUUGUCGCCAAUCUGACGACACUGACCACGACCGUGGCCACGACGACGCUGGCAAUGCUGUCGAGUACGCUACCGAUCGAUCAGCAGCUUCCGGAACCGCAGGAGCAGCAGCAGCAGCAGCCCUCUCAGCAGUGUUAUGACGAGCAGAACGGUGCCCCGCAGUGCUGGGAGACGUUCGUGGGCCAACAGUUCUACAAACUGUUCAUCGUGGACUUUGCGACCCACUUUCUCGUCACGUUCUUCGUCAACUUUCCGCGGGCGCUCUUUGCGCGCCACUCCAGCAGCCGGGUGGCGAAGUUUAUCGGCGAGCAGGAGUUUGAGCUGUCCAAGCACGUGCUGGACGUGAUCUACUCGCAGACGCUCUGCUGGCUCGGUACCUUCUACACUCCGUUUCUGCCGGCCAUUGCCGCGCUGCUCACGUUUCUGAUGUUUUACAUCAAAAAGUUUGCCUGCCUGGUCAACUCGAACCCGUCGGCGAUGCUGUACCGGGCGUCCCGAUCGAACUCGCUCUUCAUGUCGACGCUGCUGAUCUCGUUCACGGUGGCGCUGGUGCCGGUAGUGUACGCGCUGGCCGAACUGGUUCCGUCGCGCUCGUGUGGCCCCUUCCGCGGGCUACCGUCGGUGUGGGACCGUGCGAUCAAUGCGUUCAUGAAGAUGCCACUGUUCUUUCAGAACAUCAUCUUCUACUUCGGCACGGCCAGCUUCGCCAUACCGUGCUUCGUGGUGCUGACGUUCUUCAUCUACUACUACUACGCCGUGUCGACCGCCAACCGGCACAUGGUGUCGGUGCUCAAGCACCAGCUGGUGCUCGAGGGCCACGACAAGCAGUUCCUGCUGAGCCGCCUCAGUCUGUUCAUCAAGCAGCAGCAGGAGUACCAGAAACGCAUGAUGCGCCAGGCAGCCGAGCAGCAGAUGCACCAGCAGCAACAGCAGUAUCAGCACUCCUCGUCCACCUCCUCCAACAAUGUGAUACCGGUGCAUCAGCAGCACUCGUCGUCGGCGGCACCGCCACCAACGAUAGUGCCACCGCCGCGCACCAACAGCGUCCAGCACGCGGAACCGACACCGGCUCUUCCACCGAGGGCAGACCGUGACUCGAAGCCGACUAGCCGCGAUCGUCCCAAGGACCUGCCGCCGCCGCCCCUGCCU
Messenger RNA from Anopheles cruzii, 3051 nucleotides. RefSeq names its product transmembrane channel-like protein 7. The record is from RefSeq and is a predicted model, not a curated record. Gene Ontology annotation, cellular component: plasma membrane. NCBI's taxonomy places the organism in Eukaryota, Metazoa, Arthropoda, Insecta, Diptera, Culicidae. Gene Ontology annotation, molecular function: mechanosensitive monoatomic ion channel activity. The annotation marks the transcript as partial. The transcript is spliced from 4 exons.